Molecule: messenger RNA, 822 nt
Organism: Striga asiatica
Lineage: Eukaryota; Viridiplantae; Streptophyta; Magnoliopsida; Lamiales; Orobanchaceae
Source: the annotation of a GenBank genome assembly
AUGGUGCUCUGGGUUUUUGGCUAUGGGUCAUUGAUUUGGAACCCAGUUUUUGAAUUUGAUGAGAAGGUGAUUGGGUUCAUUAAGAACUACAGGCGUGUGUUUGAUCUUGCCUGCAUUGAUCACAGAGGCACCCCUGAGCACCCUGCAAGAACAUGCACCUUGGAAAAGUUUGAAGGAGCUAUAUGCUGGGGAGCUGCUCAUUGUGUUCGUGGUGGGCCGGAGAAGGAAAAGGCAGCAAUGGCGAACCUCAAAGACCCUACCUCGAACAAAGAGAAUGCGAAUACGACCAAAAAACCUUGGUGGAUUUCUUUAAGUUUCACAUCUACACCCGACAAGUUAUCGAACAAGUACUAUUUGGGCCCAGCCCCUUUAGAAGACAUGGCUAGGCAAAUAGCAACGGCUUUUGGCCCGUUCGGAAACAACAAAGAUUACCUCUUUUUAUUGGAGAAGGCCAUGUUUGAUAUCGGUCAUGAGGAUGACUACAUUGUCGAGCUAGCGGAUAAAGUCCGGAAGGUUCUUGGAGAUAUUGGAGCCGUUCUGAAGGAGAAUAAUAAGCUUCCGGGCUCGUCUGACGUGUCACUAAAAAUCGACCUUUCGCCUGUUAAGUUGGGUCCGCCGGGCCAUUGUGUUGGAUUCUUAGCUGCUGCUAACAACAGUUGAAAGUAGUGAAUGAAUAAGGAUUGACAGUUACUUUAGUUUUGAUUUGAAUUAGUGAUGGGAGUUUUAGCCUUUUAGGAAAUUGAUAAUUGAUAAUGAGGCAGUAAUUUUUUAUUUUUUUUUGGCGAAUUGAAUUUUUGGGGCAGAAAUUUUUUUGGAAUAAAU